UUUCAAAUUAUUUUUUCUUAAUUCUUUUAAAUAUAAAUUUUAUGUUAAUUCUAUAAUAAUCAUGAAUUUUGACCAUUUAAGAUCGUAUGUUGAAAGAAUCAUUUGAUUGCGUAUUUGAAAUCGUUCGAUUCAAUUAGCAAUUGUGUAAUAAUAGAUCCGAUAUAUUAAAUAUCGUCUCUCGUGUUUACGAUUGCAAAUAAAAGAUGUGACGAAUUGCAAAGUAAAAACAUACGUAACAUUUAUGUCGGGGGCAUAUGAGAUUCUGUUUACGUCCCUGCGGUGUGCGUUCCGUCUCUUACUUCCCGCCCCCCUGCCCAUAGUACGUCAUCGAGUCGUAUCUCGUAUACAUCGUUCGAACUCGCUUCGUUCGUUUGUCUUUGGCGUAAACCCUUUCUCCUUCUCUUUCUCUCUUUCUAUAUCUCGUAUGUGCACAUAUGUGAAACUCUGCCAGUGUGUACUCGUGGAUGACUCUUGUAACUAUCUUCGUCAGUCAUAUAGCACUUUUUCGCUCGAUGUGACACUGCGAGUAGUGGUUUGGGAGGCUUCACCACGGCGCCAUCGAUCCCUUUUGCGCGCGUGCUCUAACUCUGUUGCGCUCGUGGACGAGCGGACACGAGCAUGAACGCGGGUGCCCGCGCGUGCGCGCGCUACACGACAAACGCGUUGGCAGAGCGGUCGUCGGUGCGCACAUCGCGUACAUGCAUGUCCGCCAUGGACUUCGUCUCGUCUCACCGCUCUUCGCCUCUCUUCGGUUGGUCUCGCUUCGCUUCGUCUCACCACGUUCGUUUCGCCUCGUCUCGCAAUAGCUUGCCUCACCGCGCCGCACCACCGCGCACUACCAGCUUCCUCCCACGCCUGGGGGCCGGGGACCAUCGCGGAGCGGCCAUUCCUUCAGCGAACUUCGAACAGCGCGUAUCGUAGUAUCUUGUGUCCGCACGCGUCGCGCAAUCGCAGUUGGAACCGUAACAGUGACCAUAAUCGUAACCACGCCUUUUUCCAAAAAACAAAUAGUUGAUAGUGUCGCGUACGUUGAUCGAAAGUUAACGAAUCAAGUUCUCAAGAAAGAAGCGGCAAAGUGUGAAGAAAAAGGUCGACGAUCUGUUUUCGAAACAGAAGCAGAAUCGGAGCAAAGUGCGCGCGACGACUUUUCCGUUCGUUUCGCUGCUAUCGCGUAAACUCUUGACGUAGCAACUACUACUCUCACCUUGUUGGCCGUGAGACGUGAUUAUCUUCAUGCUAAUGCAGAUACACCGCUUAACCUUCUGUGGUUCGAUAUACAGUAAAAGUUGCGUUAUAACUUGUACUUCGCGUUUUAGUUGGUGAUCGAUGAAACACGAGAAAAUAUAGUGGAACCGAAAAGAAAUAUAAUAAGAAAAAAAAGAGAGACAGAAAAAAGAUUAGGAAAGAAGGGAAUAGAAAUAGAAAUAGAAACAGAAGUGCGCGGCGGGUAGCAGUGUGGAAUCGAAGAUCGUCUGUGUGUGCUCGGUGACUCGAUAGUGGAGGAGGAAACUUUAUCUAGGGUUCAUCGGCAAACGGUAUCCCGGUACUCCGGUGCUCCCAUGCUCCGGUCUGACUGUCGCGCCCGUUAGUGUGCCGUUCCUGUCCGUAUGUGUGUUGUGCAUAAACUCGAAACUUCCGAUGCUUUGAUCACAUCCCGUUGCGUGCAUUUACUCCGUGUUGUCCGUGUAGUGUCGAACUUAUCAAGAAUCGGGAAUUACCGAGCUUGUUUUCGAGAUUGUUUACCGAGGUGAAGUUCAAAGUGCGCAGUGACUACCCUAGCCGGGCCGAGUGGACGACGGACCGGGAAAAAAGUUUAAGGACAAGAGCACACGAGAGGAUCGAAAAAAUUUUUGGAGUAAGGAGUAAACGGUCGGUGAAACAUCGCGUCGACAUUCAACGAAUCGAUUGUGCGACCGUAAUCGGAUCAUACGAACUCACAUAGCGGAAGAAGAUGUUUCGCGCGUACGGCGCUGCGCCGGCUGAGACACCUUCAACCACCGACAUUUAUCCAUGGACCACCACGUUCCUCAAUAAAGGAUACAUGAACUGCAAUGCCAGCACGCUGCAAUCGCUCACGCAACUACACGGCAAAUCACCGUUCUUCCCAAGUUUGGAGGAUCAGAGCGGCACGCUGCUAGAGGAUCCUAACGCGCCGAGCCAAUUGGAUGGCGUCGGUGGAGUCGGAGUCGGGGUCGGUGUCGGUGUUGGAGUCGGGGUCGGNNGCGGAAUAACUGGAUCUCAGACGGCACCGCUUUCCUCCCCUAGUCGGAGCAGUCCUCACAGUCAAGGCAGUGAAACCGGAGAACGCUUCUCUAGGAAAGUGUUUGUCGGUGGCCUGCCACCGGACAUCGACGAGGAGGAGAUCAAAGCGAGUUUCCGCCGUUUCGGAUCGUUGGUGGUCGAUUGGCCUCACAAAGCUGAAAGUAAAUCUUACUUCCCACCGAAGGGCUACGCUUUCUUGCUUUUCCAGGACGAAGCGUCCGUGCAACAGUUGAUCGACGCCUGCAUCCAAGACGAAGAGAAACUGUAUCUGUGCGUCAGUUCGCCAACAACGAAAGACAAACCGGUUCAAAUACGGCCGUGGCGAUUGAGCGACGCGGAUUUCGUGCUGGACGCCUCGAUGCCUUUGGAUCCACGGAAAACGGUAUUCGUCGGUGGUGUUCCCAGACCGUUGAAAGCUGUCGAGCUGGCGAUGAUCAUGGACCGACUUUACGGGGGCGUGUGCUACGCCGGUAUCGACACCGAUCCCGAGUUGAAGUAUCCGAAGGGAGCUGGUAGGGUCGCUUUCAGCAAUCAGCAAAGCUAUAUAGCUGCCAUAUCGGCCAGAUUCGUUCAGUUACAGCACGGCGACAUAGACAAAAGAGUCGAGGUCAAACCGUACGUUCUGGACGAUCAAAUGUGCGACGAGUGUCAGGGACAACGUUGCGGAGGCAAGUUCGCGCCGUUCUUUUGCGCGAAUGUUACCUGCCUACAGUACUAUUGCGAGCACUGUUGGGCGACGAUUCAUUCACGGCCGGGUCGAGAAUUUCAUAAGCCGUUGGUGAAAGAGGGUGCAGAUCGACCUCGAACCGUGCCGUACCGCUGGUGUUAACCCCAGCUGCGUUGUCCCUAAUUAUCUCGCAACCCUAGCUAAUUAACUACCACUUCUACGUACCAACUCCUCCUCCUCCUCCUCCUCCUCCGCCUGCUCCUCCUCCCCCUACGAGAACCCCUCCUACCGGCCGCUGUCACCCACCCCGCCAUUCAUUCGAGAACCCCCCCUGGCCCGUCCGACACCUCCGUCUCACCCCCAUGCUCGCAUACCUACCUGCCUUCGGGAGCACAGCCCGAAACCGUUAUUACCGCUACUUACCCACUGAUCGUCG
Molecule: messenger RNA, 3365 nt
Organism: Apis dorsata (giant honeybee)
Lineage: Eukaryota; Metazoa; Arthropoda; Insecta; Hymenoptera; Apidae
Gene: orb2
Product: translational regulator orb2
Exons: 8
Coding region: 1952-3091 (379 amino acids)
Biological process (GO): negative regulation of cytoplasmic translation
Cellular component (GO): nucleus; neuron projection; cytoplasm
Molecular function (GO): ribosome binding; mRNA 3'-UTR binding; mRNA regulatory element binding translation repressor activity
Source: RefSeq, a predicted model, not a curated record